GGGGAGAGAAGAGACUUUCAGAAAACAGCCACACACACACUCACACUCCCUGGCGGACCCGCACCGCACGGAUAUCCCAACACGAGAGACGUCAAGGUUUUCCCCGAUUCCCGGUACAUGGGAUGGUUUAGCUGCACACGCUCACAGUGGGACCGACUGUCGCGUCCCCGCGUGCAGAGCGCCGCGUCCCCGCGUGCAGAGCGCCCCCCCGCUGCCGCCGCCGCCUCCGUCUCCUCGUGAAUCAUGUCCCGCCGGAAGCAGAAGCGACCCCAGCAGCUUGUGAACGCGGACCCAGGGGGCACGAGGCUGCUCUCUCACGACGACCACCUCGGGGUGAAGUCCCCCUCCACGUCGCUGGGCUCUGAGUUCACCUCCUCCGGCUCCUCCUCGUCCUCGCCCACCUCGCUGCAGGACUGCCAGCCCCCCCUGGCCCCGCGCCCGUCCCCCGGGGGGCUCCACGCGCCCUCCCUCCCCAGCGAGAGCUCGCCCCCGCCCCACUGGCCGAGCCACAUCGUGCCCUACACCACCUCCCUCCCCAACACACACUCCUCCCUCUCGCCCGACUUCCCUCACCCGUCGCUCUCCUCCCAGACGCGCUCCCCCCCCCUCCUGCUGGCGCAGACCACCCUCCCCCACUCGCUGCACCAGGGCCGCCCCCCCGCCGCCAUGACCUCCCCGACCAUGGGCAGCUCGGCCACCACCACCACCACCUCUUCCUCCUCCUCCUCCUCCUCCUCGCACUGCGUGCCCCAGCACGGGGGCCACAGCCCCCCCGGGGGCCUGGGGGGGCACAUGGGGGCGCCCCCCACCCUGGCCGUGCUGCUGGAGGAGCUGCGGGUGCUGCAGCAGCGGCAGAUCCACCAGAUGCAGAUGACGGAGGAGAUCUGCCGCCACGUGCUGCGGCUGGGCAGCGCCGUCUUCUCCCAGGACCACUCCCAGCAGGGGGGCGGCACCGACGGCCACCACAAGGCCUCCGGGGCCGAGACCCCGUCCCCCACCCACCCUGCGCCCGGCCUGGCCGCGGGCUCGGCCUCCGGCCUGCUGACGGGGCUGCCCUCCCUCUUCCCCCAGGGGCUGGACUCCUCCAAGCUGAGCCUGUCCCAGUCCCUGGGCGGCAGGGCCCUCCCCCCUUCCCCCUUCUCCGCCUCCUGCUCCCCCUCCAUCACCUCCAGCGUCAGCUCCUCCGUCUCCUCGCUCCACCCUCUGUCGCUGUCGCUGGGCCUCCCGCCGCGCUACCUCCACGAGAAGCCGGCCAACGCCUCCUCGCCGUUCGGACACGCCAACGGGCUGGGCUUCCCCGCGGGGCCGCCCCCGCCGCCCGCCAACGGCGCCCAGGACCCCCUGGGGCCCGGCUCCUCGCUGGGCCGGGCGCAGCACGCCUGCCGCUUCUGCGGGAAGGUGCUGAGCAGCGACUCGUCGCUGCAGAUCCACCUGCGCUCGCACACGGGCGAGCGGCCGUACCAGUGCCCCGUCUGCUUCAGCCGCUUCACCACGCGCGGGAACCUCAAGGCGCACUUCCUGCGGCACCGCGAGCAGAACCCCGAGCUGUCGCUGUCCCUGCUGCCCCCGGCGCUGGCGGACAUGCCCGGCCCGCCGCCGCCGCCGCCUAGCUCCUCCUCCUCCUCCUCCCAGAGACGCAGGAAGCGUCGCGCCGAAGAGGAAGAGCCCUUCGGCGGCGUGAAGGGCAUGACGGAGAGCAUGGCGCUGGGCUUCCUGUCGCCCCACCCCUCGCCCUCCUCCCUGCCGCUGCCGCCGUCGGUGGACAUGGCGCUGCUGUCCACCGCCCACUCGCUGCUGCAGCUCAACCGUGCCUCGGCGGCGGCGGCGGCGGCCGCCAGCGCGUCGGGCGCGGGGCUGACCGCCACCACCUCCUCCUCCUCCUCCUCGCCGAUGAACGGCCAGGCCAAGGGCGCCAAGCUGCAGCGCUUCGACGAGAACACGCCCCCGGGCUCGGCGCUGCACGCCGCCUCGCCCUACUCCCAGCUCGCCUCCCACCUCCCCAAGAUCCUGUUCCCCGGCGGGGCGGCCCCCCACCACCUGGCCCUGCUGCGGCCCCCCGGCCACGCGGCCGCCGGCCACAUGGCCUCCCCCCACCAGCUGCCCUUCCCCUUCCCGCCGUUCCCCAAGCCGUCCACCUCCUCCCCGUCGCCCACCUCCUCCUCCCCCACCUCGGACACCUCCAAGCUGCAGCGGCUGGUGCAGAAGCUGGAGAAGCAGCCGCGGGGGGCCGUGUCCUCGGGGCCCCCGCCCGCCGCCUCCACCUCCUCCAUGAUCUUCAGCCAGGCGGCGCUCCACGCCGACGCCUUCGGCCACGACCUGAGCUCCACCUCCAACGCCUACCGCCGGGAGAUGCUGGCCGCGCUGGGCCUCAGCCCCAACACGGGCGCCCUGAUGGGGGCCCACGGGCUCCCGGGGGCCGCCACCUCCACCACCUUCACGGCCCCCCUGCUGCCGGCGGCGCUGGCGGCCAACCAGUGCGGCGUCUGUCUGCGCGUGCUGAGCUGCCCGCGGGCGCUGCGGCUGCACGCCGCCACCCACCUGGGCGAGCGGCCCUACCCCUGCAAGCUGUGCGGCCGCUCCUUCUCCACCAAGGGCAGCCUGCGGGCCCACCUGGCCACGCACCGCGCCCGGCCCCCCAACGCCCGCGCUCAGAACUCCUGCCCGCUCUGCCCCCGCAAGUUCACCAACGCCCUGGUGCUGCAGCACCACAUCCGGCUGCACCUGGGGGGGCAGAUCCCCCCGGAGGAUGACACGCCCCCCGAGGACCUGCCCCCCCCCGAGGCCGCCCAGCUCCUCCCCCUGGCGCUCACCGUGAGCAGCGCCGCCAAGUCGGCCGCCGCCAACGGCCCCGUCUCUGGCUCCGCCCCCAGGCCCCCGCCCCCCCCCCGCCGCUCCCGUCUCGCGUGGGCCCCCGAGGACCCCCUGCUCCCGGGCGCCGCCCCCCCGGUGGGCGGCGGCCCUUUGAACGGUGCCGUAUCCUCGGAGGAGACCGCCCCCCCGGCCCGGGGCCCCCCCAGCCCUCUGAAGGCCCCCGCUGGGCCCCUCACCAACGGACCCCCCGGGGCCCCGGAGGGGGAGGGCGAGGGGGAGGGGGACCAAGAGGGCCCGCUCUCGCUCUGCGUCUCCAAGCCGACCGCACCCCCCCCCGCCGCCGCCGCCGAUGCCCCGCCGCCCGGUACGGGCCCCGAGCCAGACCCUCCGGCCGCCAGCGCCUCACCCGCCGCCUCGCUCCCCACCAGCCCCAAGCCGGCCCCCCCGUCGGAAGAGGCCUCAGAGGAGGGGGGGCCAGACCCCGCCCCCCAGACCAAAGGGGAGGAGCCCGGGGAAACGGCAGCCGAUCCGCCGCAGGAGGAGGAGCCUGUGACGAAGGAGGAGGAGUCCAGCGCCCCCGAGCCGGCCCCGGCCCCGCCCCCGGCUGCGCCCGCCCGGCCAGACAAACCCUACAGCUGCUCCCAGUGCGGGAAGGCGUACGCCAGCCGCAGCGGGCUCAAGGGCCACAUGAAGACUCACCCUGCAUCGACCACCACCACGCCCUCCAAGGCUCCGACCAAUGGCAGCGAGGCAGCGGAGGGAAACGGCUCGGCCAAUAAGGUCGAGCAGGAGGACGGGCCGGGAUUGGCCAAAAGCUCUGAGAAGGACACUCCCCCAAUCAGUGUGGCGACCAAUGAGGAAGAGGAGAAGCUUAUGGAUACUACUGUGUAGAGAUGAUGAGAUUAUCGCUGGUGGCCUGUUGGCUGAGGGCCGUGACAAGGGAAUGUAACUCGUUUGGUUUUCUUCUAUGACAUUAUUUUUUUCUAGAGCUUGAUUCUUCUUGUAUAUUUUGUUUUGCAGUAGUCCUAUAGAUCCACUCUGUCAGUGUGUGACGCGCUACUUUGGUGCCGACUCAAUUUGGCGACGUUAUUUUUGUUCUCGGCGAGGCCUUACGUCCCAUGGUUCAGUAUUCGGGAGCUCACGACUUCUGCGUCUGUGCUUUUCUAUUUCUUGAACAAAUAUUAUCCAGGACCGAUGCGUACAGCAAACGGCUGCUGUAGAAACUAGAUUGUUACAGCCAGAGGCGCCGAGGACCUUGGUUUACUCGCGUCCGGAGUCGAUUCUUGUUCCUCCUGCGUGAGGAAAUGGCCGCCAGGUGUCUGGAGAAAUGUAAAAAAAAAAGAAAAGGGGAUUCUGGACGGCGCUCAUCCUUCUGCCUGAUCGACUGUGCUAAAAACUGUUAUUUGUUAACACAAGUAUUUUCUUUUGAAAACAAUUGUAUUUUCACUGCUGUAAUGUUUCUCGACCUGCAGUAAUAAAGAAGACCACUACAAUAGUGAGCAAUACUGGUGAUGUUUGUCUGUAGUGCCUUUCUGAGGAGGAACCCAGUCCGCCUUUAACCCAAACAAACCAAAUGAGACCGGUGCGGGUCUCUCUGGACCUCCUGAACCCUCUGUGAUGACAUGAUGCUCAACAUGUCUGUGUGUUUGGUCUCACUGGCUCUCCUCCACUAGAAACACAACAUAGGGGUUAUUGUGAUUUCCAUAACGAUGAUAUCCAUGUCACUGAUGGGUGUGGAAUGUAGAAAAUGGCCGUACUCAUAAAUGAUUGUAUUUUGUUUUUUAUUUGAUUGUGAUGGUGGCCGGUUUGAAACGUUGGCUCUACUGUGGGUCUCGGGCGGCGAAGGGCCAUGUUAUGUGUUAGUGGUUCACCUUUAGUGCCAGGUGAACCUCUCUACUUUUCUUCCACUUUUCUCUCAAUGCACUUGAGUGUUUUGUGCCUCUUCAGCACAGACCGCCACACUCACCACCAAAACUCGACCCCCCCCACCCCCACCCUCCUUAUUGUAUAGCUCUCUGGUUUGGUUUUGUAGUCGCGAUCUAUCAACAUGUUCCUCGCUGUGAAGUCUCCAUGAAAAAAUGAAUAAAAUGGUGUUGUGGAAGA
This is a messenger RNA of Gadus morhua (Atlantic cod), 4914 nucleotides long. RefSeq names its product sal-like protein 3. Gene Ontology annotation, cellular component: nucleus. The coding region runs from base 244 to 3702 and encodes 1152 amino acids. The transcript has 5 exons. Gene Ontology annotation, molecular function: RNA polymerase II cis-regulatory region sequence-specific DNA binding; DNA-binding transcription factor activity, RNA polymerase II-specific. Lineage: Eukaryota; Metazoa; Chordata; Actinopteri; Gadiformes; Gadidae. Gene Ontology annotation, biological process: regulation of transcription by RNA polymerase II. The record is from RefSeq and is a predicted model, not a curated record.